AUGGCAAAGGCAUAUACUCUACAAAAAUUUAAAGAGUUAAUGGGAAGGGUGGACCAAAUUGAUAAGAGAGAUAGGGCGUAUUUAUUCCAAAUUGGCUACCACAAAUGGGCAAGGGUUCAUUCUAUUGUCAAACAGACUUGGACGAUGACAUCAAACAUAGCGGAAUCCAUCAACAACACCAAUAGAAUAGCUAAAAGAUUACCUGUGGUUUCAACAAUGGAUUUUAGGAGGUUAAUGAUUGAAUCAUGGAAUGCAAAACAGCAUGAGGAGGCAACAAACACAUUAACAGAGUUGACGGUCAAAUAUAAUGAUAUUUUGACAAAUAAUCAUUUGCUAUCUCAGAGAAUGAUAAUAAAAGUAUCCAAUGAAUUUCUGCAUACUGUUACUAACGAAGAAAAAAGAUUCAUUUACAACAACAAGAAUUUCAGAGAUGCUUAUUCCAUACCAGUUGAACCUCUUCCUCGUGAAAGUACAUGGGAAAUACCAUGUGAAGUGUUGGAUGAAGUUGUAUUGCCACCUGAUUCUAAACGACCUCCCAAAAGACCAUGUUAUGAAAGAUGGAAAGCACCAAAUGAAGACAAGUGUAAACGUUCAAAGGUUACAUAUAGUGACUGUCAUCAUGAGGGGCACAAUAAAAGGACUUGCCACAAACAUGCACCAUCUGCUUAA
Molecule: messenger RNA, 669 nt
Organism: Capsicum annuum
Lineage: Eukaryota; Viridiplantae; Streptophyta; Magnoliopsida; Solanales; Solanaceae
Exons: 3
Coding region: 1-669 (222 amino acids)
Source: RefSeq, a predicted model, not a curated record